Molecule: messenger RNA, 12105 nt
Organism: Symbiodinium natans
Lineage: Eukaryota; Dinophyceae; Suessiales; Symbiodiniaceae
Source: the annotation of a GenBank genome assembly
AUGCCGCUGCGGAAGCGAUCGCAGGGUCCUUCAGGUUUUGUCACCCAGAAGGACGUUCACUCUGAGACACGUGCGAAGGCCUUGCAACUUUGGCAGAACAUGCGGUCUGUUUUGCUUCCGCUCUCUUCAGUUUUGCAGGAGCUUUCAGGUUCUUCCCACCCAGAGAGUUUGGAGGACAGGUUGCUGAGCGGGGUGUCUGAGACCACUUUACUCCGCUAUCUUCAAGGUUUCAAGGGCUUUUUGCAUGCGCUACACACCCUUGAUCGAGCCUUGGACUCCUCUCUUCGUCAAGUGGACAUUGCAGAUGCACUCUUAACAAUGCACAACAUGGGCACUCAUGUGCUUAAUGGCCUCAAGUCCUUGCGUUGGGCCCAGAAGACGUUGCUUUUGUCCCUCCCGGAUUUGUACCAGGGGCUCAUGCGCUCCGUGUCCUACAGGGUUGAGAGUGAUAGGAAGGAGGCAUUCCCUCUGCCCCUUUUUGUCUUGGCUGCCUUAGAAAGGCAAUUGCUGCUGGAUAUGGGCUCUCCUGCUCGCCGCCUUUUCAUUGGGGCAGUUUUGACUUCUUGUUGGAGCAGCCUUCUUCUCAGCACGUUUCAUGGAGCUCCAUACAGGCAGGAGUGGGACGCCUUAGAGGCGAGUUUUGGCUCUGUCACUCCAGAUUGUCUCUUCUUCUCGUCUGCGGCAGGCGAGUUUCAGCCUCUCACGUAUGGCGAGGUCCUCAACCAAUUGCGUGGUCUUCUGAUUUCCAUUGGUUUGAGUACCGAGGAGGCCGGCACCUUUACAGUUCACUCGAUGAAGGUUUGCCUUCUUUCCGUCAUGGCGCAACGUGGUUUCCGAGUCUCCCGCCGGGAGGCUCAGGGGCAUCAUAAAUCCUCCUCUCACAGUGCCAAGCUUUACAGUCGCGACGAUGUGUGGCCAGCUUUGGCAGCCCAAAAGUCCUUAAUGCGCAGCAUCUCUCAGGGGUGGUGGCCGUCCACCCCUCUGGCCCGCGGCGGUCGUCAUCCGGUUCCGCAGCGCGCCAUUGCACACCUUUCCGUGGAAAUCCAGCCAAUAGCACCUCACCCCCGCUUUCCAGUUCUGGACGCCUCCUUGCACUCUGUCCCCGUCCGUCUGCAUCACACGACCGUGCUGGGCCUUCUUCACCCACUGCAGCUGCUGAUGUCUCUUCAGACUCCUCUUCAUCGUCCGAGACGAUUGCCCACGCUGCUGAUGCGUUUCCACAGGGCAGUGCACGCCAGGCAUCCUCCGCAGAUGCUGACGAGUGUGAGGCCACAACUGAGCAACUUCUGGCCCGCAGUGGUGCGGCUCGAAUCGACAGUUCUGGUGGGGCUCCGUGUUCAGGUGUUUGCAUCUGGAAUGCAAAGUGAUGCCAGCGAGAUUCUCCUUGCUGCUCUCGAGCGUGUGCUCUCCUGUGGGGUUGGAAUCAUGGCUUCGGCGGAUGUUCCGGAUCUGGACGAAGAAUUGCUGGCUCUGGCAAUUCAAUGCAAGGUGCCCGAGGCAUACCAUCAGUGCCUCUCAGGCUUCGAUGUUCCUCUUUUCGGCCUUCGCGCCAGCACUUGCACUGAGCCCAAAGCUCCUUCCUCGGCUUCGACAUCUGGGUGGGUCGAGCAGUUCCCGCCCAAGUUGUCAGGUGAGCAGGUCAUCCAGCUGCGUUCCGCCUUUGGAGCGUCCUAUCCGGGCGAAGUGUUGGACCACGAGAACACCCCCGGCAGUCGCAUGUUGGCUCUUACUUCGAAGGUGAUGCAGCCGGGUGAGCAUAAGUGGAUACCCUGGAAGUUUCGGAUGAGCAAGGCUCAAGAGGAAGCUUUCAACCUUCGCCGGCCCUCCAAGGUCCCGAAGUUCGAGGACUUCAUCUACGAUGAGAUUCCAGCUCGAGAACUUCCGCAAGGCCAAGUUGGCGCAUCAUUUCUUCAAGGGGUGCUCGGCCUCAUGUCGGUGUCGGCAUCCUUGGUGCAAGGGGCACAUCUCCACAAUCUUCGCCUCUAUGAGCGCAAGUUCAUCAAGUUGGCAUGCUCACGCUUGGAAGGUUCGACUGGCCUCAGACAACCUAACAUCGAGGAGUUACAGGCUGCCGACCGACAUCUCUGGGGUAUCAUGGCUGACUUGGUCAACGUGCACAAGUGGACGUUGAAUGAUGCCUUGACUGAGGUGGUUGAAAUCCGCGGUGAUAUGUCAGCCAUGCUCCAGCCACGUGCAGCUGUCUCUAAGUUUCGGCCAGAGGGCAGGAAGGGUGAUGGCAAGAAGGGCCGUCCCCCUCAGGAGUCUUCAUCUGGCAAGGGUGGCAAAGGUCAGCGCUGGGUUCUCUCUUACCAGGACAAGUCUGGGGCACGCGAGAAUCUCUGUCGUGGCUACAGUUCUCGUGACGGAUGCAAGUUUGCGAAUUGUCGCUUUGAGCAUUUGUGUCCGGUCCCAGGUGGCAUGUGCUCGGCCACUCUGGAGCAGCAAGAUCUUGUGCGGUAUGUGAACGCAUUUCUCGCGCACCUUUUUCCUGAAGGCACUUGGACGAGCAUCUGUGUUUCUCACAAUGAGUUUGCGCACAUCCACCAGGAUUUCAACAGCCCCGACUCUCAGAAUUACACCCUCAGCCUGGGGGCCUUCUCGGGCGGAGGCUUGUGGUUGGAAGGCGACGCUUCAGCUUUUCCAGGCUACACCUUGGUGCCGCCUCCAGACAAGGAGGCAGAUCAGUCCUUACGUGGGGCCAUUGUGUGCACUCGGCGGGCAGGAUUCUCUUUCAAUGGCCGCUUGCGCCACUGCAGCGAACCAUGGGUUGGCGAUCGCUGGGUCGUCAUCGCUUAUACGGCGCCGAAUCCGGAUGCUCUGUCCGCUGAUGACGUCUCCUUGCUGGCGGCUCUUGGUUUUCCCUUGCCUCGCGUGUCGAGCACACCUCCACCGCCAUCUGCUCGAGGCAGUGUCGUUGCAACUCCUGCUCCGGAUGCACAGGUCACGUGCCCAUCACCAACGCUUCCCGAGCAGGUCCUGCCUCCGCACUUUCCUGCCCUGCGACGGAAUCUUUUCCUCGAGUUGUGUUCAGGCAGGAAUCGGCCACUUUCCUCUGCGGCUCUCAGGGCUGGUGUCUCUGUCAUAUCAGUUGAUAUCCUUCGCUCAUGUGAGCAGGACAUCCUCCAGGAUAGCACUUACGAUGCUUUGUUGCGGCUGGGGUUCUCCGGUCAAGUGACACUUGCGAAUGCAUCUCCACCAUGCACUGAGUACAGCCGUCUCAAGUUGCUGGAUAAUGCAGGCCCCCGCCCUCUGCGUUCACCGGACCAUAUGGAAGGUUUCCCAGACUUGAAUGCUGAGGAGAAGCACCGUUUCGAGCAAAGCCGCUUGCUCCUUUUUCGCUCCUUGCACAUCCUCCGCGCUGUGUGGUGCGGUGGUGGCCACAUUAGCUUCGAACACCCUGCCAACAGCCUUGCCUGGCUCGAGAAAGAGACCCAGGCUUUUCUUAAGCACGUUUCCGCCGAUCUCAACUGCAUUGCGGCUUGUCGGUUUGGGGCAGAUUGGUACAAACGUUGGCUCUUUGCUUGCACUUGGCGGGAUAUGCAGGGCUUGGCGUGUGCUUGCAAUCACGCUCCCGACAGCCACCAACAGGUGGUUGGUGCUCGCAACUCGGAUGGCACCUGGGCCUCAGCUGCUACUUCUGAGUUCCCUCCUGCACUGGCGGAGGCGUAUGUGGCUGCUGCGCUGCCCUUGUUCGAGACGUGUGCAGAUCCAGUUGAUUUGUCCUUGGCCCAGCUCCCCUUCCUUGUACCCAAGAAGGGCAUGCACUCUCCUCCUUUUGGCACGCAAGAUGGCGGCGGCAUCUUUUCCUGCCCUGAUUGGUCUAAGCCCCCUAGCGAUGCUGUGGAUGUCUUUGACGGCUUGCGCCAAGAACUUGUGCAUUACCUGUUGUCUCGCAAGGCACCUCUUCGCCUUCAGGAGCAUGUUCAAAGUCAAUGCGAGGAUGCUCUGUUUUCCGCGGAUGAAGUGCUGGCUCUUCGCGCCAUGUGGUCCUCCUGGUUCACUCGCAAGGGCUGGCCUGCCCCCGAUUGGACAGUUCCACCUUCUCAGCCAUAUUGUCUUCAUGCCCUCUCCGCUUUGUCCCGAGCCAUGGGCGAUCGAGAUGACAUGCUGUUUCCUUGCCUGUUGGAGGGCAUCCCCACUGGUUUCUUCAAUGACAUCCCGAGGAGCAACGUCUUCAUCCCGGUGGAAGACGUGGGCAGCCUGGCCUCCGAUGAUCAACUGCAGAUUUGCGAGAGCAAUUGGCAGGGCGCACGGGAGAACCCAGCUAUCCUGCACGAGUUGGUGCAGAAAGAAGUCGAUGAAGGCUGGCUGGAAGAGGUUCCUCUCUCCGAGGCAAAGCAACGUUGGGAUAAAAUCGCGGUUGCCAAGCUGAACGUGGUCCUUGCUGAAAACAAGAAGCCCCGCUUGAUCAUGGAUGGGACUAUCAGUGGGACCAACCCGAGCUGUUUCAUGAACGAGAAGUACAACCUCCCUGGCCUGCAGGAUGUUCGCUCUUGCUUUCCUCUUCGCGGGUGCCACUCUCAGCACGCAGGUUUCAGUUUGGAUAUCCGGGCCGCGCAUAAAACAAUCCGUAUCAAGGAAUCGGAGCGUGGUCUGUGCGGCAUUAAGCUGGAGGAUGGCCGCCAUUACUGGUAUCGCGUGUGCCCCUUUGGUACGAAUUUCUCAGCUCUUUGGUGGGCGCGGCUUUCAUCCUUCAUGAUCAGGGUUUUCCAUCUUCUAUUAUGGGUCGCACAUAUGCUCAGCAUUUAUGUGGACGAUCUUUUACUGGUCCAGGACGAUGCUGUGGUGGCAGUGUUCGGCAGCUUGCUUCUUUCUUUCUGCCAAUCCUUCGGGAUUCCUCUUUCCUGGGCCAAGGUACAACUCAGUCAUGAGCUGAAGUGGUUGGGCUGGUGUUUUAACUUUCGCGCCGGAACGUUCUGGGUUCCAGAAGAUAAGCGGGCCAAGCUGCUGCACCAAGUCCGGGUUCUUCUCAGAAAAGGUCCUGUCGAGAAACAGGCCCUAGAGCAGACCGUGGGUCUGUUGAUGUGGAUAACUCAGGCAUCGGUGCAGCUGCGCCCCUGGCUUUGCAACCUUUGGCGGGAUCUUCAACGUCCGGCAGCGACAAACUUCAGCAUCUCUUCCAGUGAAUGGCAGACGCUCAAGGAUCACCUGGACGAGAACUUGCGGUUCUGUUCUACCCCGCCUGGGACGGCCAUUCCAUGCGGUGCUACCUUGAUCUCUGCCCGACACGUCCCACUUCGCAGCAAGGCAGAUCUGUGCAAGGUCCCUUUGACAACUCGUCGCGUCUACAUGCGGAUUGCUGACCCGCAACACCGGAAGCGGCAUGUGUCCGAGGCGAGCCGUCGCUUCUUGCUCUUCUGGGAGGACUGGUGUCUCCAGUCUCCAUCACUCACAUGCUUGCAACCUUCUUGCAGGGCGAUCUCCGCAACACUUGCAGCCGAUGCGUUUGCUUCCAGCCUGUGCAUUGGGAUUGGGGGCUUUCUUCGUGUCCAGGGUUCCUCGGCAGUUUGGUUCAGUGAACGUUUUGCUCUCUCCGAUAUGCAAUGCUUGGGGGUGCCUCUCGCCCCGGAUGCUCAGAAGAACAUUGGUUGCUGGGAACUGCUCGCCCAGAUGGCCUUGCUCAUCCUCUUUGCGGAGGUCUGUCCGGGUGGUCGUGCUGGCUUGUCGCUCCGCACCUUCUGCGAUAACAGCGCGGCUGAGUCAGCAGGCAAUCGCAUGCUGACAACUUCCAGCCCCCUUUGCUUCUUCGCGCAGCAACUGGCGUGUCUUUCAUUCAAGCUCGGCCUCACCUUGGACAUCCAGCACAUCUCCGGCUUUCGCAAUACAGAAGCAGAUUUCUUGAGUAGAUGGCAGCCGCCGGAGGAGUUGCAGCACGGGUUUGAGCUCUUGUACAGGUUUCAAGGACAAGAGGCUGACCCGGAAGCCUUCCAGGAGAUAACCGAUACCUUGGUUCGUGGGCUUCGGGAAUACCUUGAGGAUAUCCAUGACUUUGCGUGGAACGGAGCGCUGGCCAAUCUUGGCUGCGUGGAAAUGGUUGGUGCCCAUCUGCCCAUGAGCACGGAAGCAGUGGACUACGACGAGGCGAGGGGUGAAUGUCCAGUCAGACUAGCUGAUGCACCGCUUCUGGAUGGGGUGAUGGCUGCUGGCGUCCCCGUGCGAAGUGCACUCAAUGUGGUGGAACACAGCUUUUGGGUGAGCCAGCGGUUUCCCCAUGUCCCUGGCGCCGCCGCGCCUCUCCGCUGUCCGCUUGCAAUGCGUGUGGGAUCGCCAGUUGGUUACGGCCGCGUUUGGCAGAUGGUAUCGAGCGCAGUUCAUGCAUUUAUGGCCACAUGCCGACCAUUGCUUCUAGAUGAGGCAUCCACUUCGGAGGAGGUGAAAGUCGUCUUGCGGCAAGACGACAGGCAAUCUGGGACAGAGGCUCCCGCCGUGUCCGACUGCCGUGACCCAGCGGGCUGCUGCGAAAAUGUCCACCUUGCUUGUGCUCGUCUGCAUUCUUCGAGGUUGGAGGGGGUAGAUUGCAGUUCCUCGCUCAUCGCGGGAAGUUUUGUCACCCAGAAGGACGUUCACUCUGAGACACCCAGAGAGUUUGGAGGAGGCAUUCCCUCUGCCCCUUUUGUCUUGGCUGCCUUAGAAAGGCAAUUGCUGCUGGAUAUGGGCUCUCCUGCUCGCGAGUUUCAGCCUCUCACGCAUGGCGAGGUCCUCAACCAAUUGCGUGGGGUGGUGGCCGUCCACCCCUCUGGUCGCGGCGGUCGUCAUCCGGUUCCGCAGCGUGCCAUUGCACACCUUUCCGUGGAAAUCCAGCCAAUAGCACCUCACCCCCGCUUUCCAGUUCUGGACGUCUCCUUGCACCCUGUUUCUGAGCCUGGUCCGUCUGCAUCACACGACCGUGCUGGGCCUUCUUCACCCAUGGCAGCUGCUGAUGUCUCUUCAGACUCCUCUUCAUCGUCCGAGACGAUUGCCCACGCUGCUGAUGCGUUUCCACAAGGCAGUGCACGCCAGGCAUCCUCCGCAGAUGCUGACGAGUGUGAGGAACAUGUCCUCGUAUCCCCCAAGGGCGUGUGGCAUGUGGGCUUUCCCCACAGUGGCCCGGAUGGUUCCAGCUUCGUGCGUGCAGGCAAAGCUGUUCUUUUGCGUCCUAAGUGCGGCGCUUUGGCUCGCUCCUACUCGGUUCAGGACAAGGAACCGCCUCCGGAUGCCCGUCUGUGCAUGCAUGCCACAACUGAGCAACUUCUGGCCCGCAGUGGUGCGGCUCGAAUCGACAGCUCUGGUGGGGCUCCGUGCUUCGCAACGUGCUUCAAGGUGCCCGAGGCAUACCAUCAGUGCCUCUCAGGCUUCGAUGUUCCUCUUUUCGGCUGUUUGGCCGCCUCAGCCACAGACUUCGCGCCAGCACUUGACACUCUCCUCGAGAAGGUUUCUGCCCCGGAAUCCGCCGCUGAGAUCUUGCUGGUUCAGGCUUCAUUUCGGCUUCUCUUUCAGAAAUGCAAUAACCAGGCAGCCGCUUCGCAAGGCACUGAGCCCAAAGCUCCUUCCUCGGCUUUGAUAUCUGGGUGGGUCGAGCAGUUCCCGCCAAAGUUGUCAGGUGAGCAGGUCAUCCAGCUGCGUUCCGCCUUUGGAGCGUCCUAUCCGGGUGAAGUGUUGGACCACGAGAACACCCCCGGCAGUCGCAUGUUGGCUCUUACUUCGAAGGUGAUGCAGCCGGGUGAGCUUAAGUGGAUACCCUGGAAGUUUCGGAUGAGCAAGGCUCAAGAGGAAGCUUUCAACCUUCGCCGGCCCUCCAAGGUCCCGAAGUUCGAGGACUUCAUCUACGAUGAGAUUCCAGCUCGAGAACUUCCGCAAGGCCAAGUUGGCGCAUCAUUUCUUCAAGGGGUGCUCGGCCUCAUGUCGGUGUCGGCAUCCUUGGUGCAAGGGGCACAUCUCCACAAUCUUCGCCUCUACGAGCGCAAGUUCAUCAAGUUGGCAUGCUCACGCUUGGAGGGUUCGACUGGCCUCAGACAACCUAACAUCGAGGAGUUACAGGCUGCCGACCGACAUCUCUGGGGUAUCAUGGCUGACUUGGUCAACGUGCACAAGUGGACGUUGAAUGAUGCCUUGACUGAGGUGGUUGAAAUCCGCGGUGAUAUGUCAGCCAUGCUCCAGCCACGUGCAGCUGUCUCUAAGUUUCGGCCAGAGGGCAGGAAGGGUGAUGGCAAGAAGGGCCGUCCCCCUCAGGAGUCUUCAUCUGGCAAGGGUGGCAAAGGUCAGCGCUGGGUUCUCUCUUACCAGGACAAGUCUGGGGCACGCAAGAAUCUCUGUCGUGGCUACAGUUCUCGUGAUGGAUGCAAGUUUGCGAAUUGUCGCUUUGAGCAUUUGUGUCCGGAUGAUGGUGUCUCGCCCGCAGAAGCUCUUCAGAAUGGCGAUUUCUCUUGGGAGACUUGCUUGUAUCUUUUGCAGGACUCGUUCCCUGGUGCAGUUUUUCUUCGCCGUUCACACGUGCUGACUGGGGGUCGACCUGCUGCUCAGUAUUUUAACUUAGGGGCACGCGUGGGGGGUCACGGUGGCAUGUGCUCGGCCACUCUGGAGCAGCAAGAUCUUGUGCGGUAUGUGAACGCAUUUCUCUCGCACCUUUUUCCUGAAGGCACUUGGACGAGCAUCUGUGUUUCUCACAAUGAGUUUGCGCACAUCCACCAGGAUUUCAACAGCCCCGAAUCUCAGAAUUACACCUUCAGCCUGGGGGCCUUCUCGGGCGGAGGCUUGUGGUUGGAAGGCGACGCUUCGGCUUUUCCAGGCUACACCUUGGUGCCGCCUCCAGACAAGGAGGCAGAUCAGUCCUUGCGUGGGGCCAUUGUGUGCACUCGGCGGGCAGGAUUCUCUUUCAAUGGCCGCUUGCGCCACUGCAGCGAACCAUGGGUUGGCGAUCGCUGGGUCGUCAUCGCUUAUACGGCGCCCAAUCCGGAUGCUCUGUCCGCUGAUGACGUCUCUUUGCUGGCGGCUCUUGGUUUUCCCUUGCCUCGCGUGUCGAGCACACCUCCACCGCCAUCUGCUCAAGGCAGUGUCGUUGCAACUCCUGCUCCGGAUGCACAGGUCACGUGCCCAUCACCACCGCUUCCCGAGCAGGUCCUGCCUCCGCACUUUCCUGCCCUGCGACGGAAUCUUUUCCUCGAGUUGUGUUCAGGCAAGAAUCGGCCACUUUCCUCUGCGGCUCUCAGGGCUGGUGUGUCUGUCAUCUCAGUUGAUAUCCUUCGCUCAUGUGAGCAGGACAUCCUCCAGGAUAGCACUUACGAUGCUUUGUUGCGGCUGGGGUUCUCCGGCCAAGUGACACUUGCGCAUGCAUCUCCACCGUGCACUGAGUACAGCCGUCUCAAGUUGCUGGAUAAUGCAGGCCCCCGCCCUCUGCGUUCACCGGACCAUAUGGAAGGUUUCCCAGACUUGAAUGCUGAGGAGAAGCACCGUUUCGAGCAAAGCCGCUUGCUCCUUUUUCGUUCCUUGCACAUCCUCCGCGCUGUGUGGUGCGGUGGUGGCCACAUUAGCUUCGAACACCCUGCCAACAGUCUUGCCUGGCUCGAGAAAGAUACCCAGGCUUUUCUUAAGCACGUUUCCGCCGAUCUCAACUGCAUUGCGGCUUGUCGGUUUGGGGCAGAUUGGUACAAACGUUGGCUCUUUGCUUGCACUUGGCGGGAUAUGCAGGGCUUGGCGUGUGCUUGCAAUCACGCUCCCGACAGCCACCAACAGGUGGUUGGUGCUCGCAACUCGGAUGGCACCUGGGCCUCAGCUGCUACUUCUGAGUUCCCUCCUGCACUGGCGGAGGCGUAUGUGGCUGCUGCGCUGCCCUUGUUCGAGCCGUGUGCAGAUCCAGUUGAUUUGUCCUUGGCCCAGCUCCCCUUCCUUGUACCCAAGAAGGGCAUGCACUCUCCUCCUUUUGGCACGCAAGAUGGCGGCGGCAUCUUUUCCUGCCCUGAUUGGUCUAAGCCCCCUAGCGAUGCUGUGGAUGUCUUUGACGGCUUGCGCCAAGAACUUGUGCAUUACCUGUUGUCUCGCAAGGCACCUCUUCGCCUUCAGGAGCAUGUUCAAAGUCAAUGCGAGGAUGCUCUGUUUUCCGCGGAUGAAGUGCUGGCUCUUCGCGCCAUGUGGUCCUCCUGGUUCACUCGCAAGGGCUGGCCUGCCCCCGAUUGGACAGUUCCACCUUCUCAGCCAUAUUGUCUUCAUGCCCUCUCCGCUUUGUCCCGAGCCAUGGGCGAUCGAGAUGACUUGCUGUUUCCUUGCUUGUUGGAGGGCAUCCCCACUGGUUUCUUCAAUGACAUCCCGAGGAGCAACGUCUUCAUCCCGGUGGAAGACGUGGGCAGCCUGGCCUCCGAUGAUCAACUGCAGAUUUGCGAGAGCAAUUGGCAGGGAGCACGGGAGAACCCUGCUAUCCUGCACGAGUUGGUGCAGAAAGAAGUCGAUGAAGGCUGGCUGGAGGAGGUUCCUCUCUCCGAGGCAAAGCAACGUUGGGAUAAAAUCGCGGUUGCCAAGCUGAACGUGGUCCUUGCUGAAAACAAGAAGCCCCGCUUGAUCAUGGAUGGGACUAUCAGUGGGACCAACCCGAGCUGUUUCAUGAACGAGAAGUACAACCUCCCUGGCUUGCAGGAUGUUCGCUCUUGCUUUCCUCUUCGCGGGUGCCACUCUCAGCACGCAGGUUUCAGUUUGGAUAUCCGGGCCGCGCGCAAAACAAUCCGUAUCAAGGAAUCGGAGCGUGGUCUGUGCGGCAUUAAGCUGGAGGAUGGCCGCCAUUACUGGUAUCGCGUGUGCCCCUUUGGUACGAAUUUCUCAGCUCUUUGGUGGGCGCGGCUUUCAUCCUUCAUGAUCAGGGUUUUCCAUCUUCUAUUAUGGGUCGCACAUAUGCUCAGCAUUUAUGUGGACGAUCUUUUGCUGGUCCAGGAUGAUGCUGUGGUGGCAGUGUUCGGCAGCUUGCUUCUCUCUUUCUGCCAAUCCUUCGGGAUUCCUCUUUCCUGGGCCAAGGUACAACUCAGUCACGAGCUGAAGUGGUUGGGCUGGUGUUUUAACUUUCGCGCCGGAACGUUCUGGGUUCCAGAAGAUAAGCGGUCCAAGCUGCUGCAUCAGAUUCGGGUUCUUCUCAGAAAAGGUCCUGUCGAGAAACAGGCCCUAGAGCAGACCGUGGGUCUGUUGAUGUGGAUAACUCAGGCAUCGGUGCAGCUGCGCCCCUGGCUUUGCAACCUUUGGCGGGACCUUCAACGCCCGGCAGCGACAAACUUCAGCAUCUCUUCCAGUGAAUGGCAGACGCUCAAGGAUCACCUGGAUGAGAACUUGCGGUUCUGUUCUACCCCGCCUGGGACGGCCAUUCCAUGCGGUGCUACCUUGAUCUCUGCCCGACACGUCCCACUUCGCAGCAAGGCAGAUCUGUGCAAGGUCCCUUUGACAACUCGUCGCGUCUACAUGCGGAUUGCUGACCCGCAACACCGGAAGCGGCAUGUGUCCGAGGCGAGCCGUCGCUUCUUGCUCUUCUGGGAGGACUGGUGUCUCCAGUCUCCAUCACUCACAUGCUUGCAACCUUCUUGCAGGGCGAUCUCCGCAACACUUGCAGCCGAUGCGUUUGCUUCCAGCCAGUGCAUUGGGAUUGGGGGCUUUCUUCGUGUCCAGGGUUCCUCGGCAGUUUGGUUCAGUGAACGUUUUGCUCUCUCCGAUAUGCAAUGCUUGGGGGUGCCUCUCGCCCCGGAUGCUCAGAAGAACAUUGGUUGCUGGGAACUGCUCGCCCAGAUGGCCUUGCUCAUCCUCUUUGCGGAGGUCUGUCCGGGUGGUCGUGCUGGCUUGUCGCUCCGCACCUUCUGCGAUAACAGCGCGGCUGAGUCAGCAGGCAAUCGCAUGCUGACAACUUCCAGCCCCCUUUGCUUCUUCGCGCAGCAACUGGCGUGUCUUUCAUUCAAGCUCGGCCUCACCUUGGAUAUCCAGCACAUCUCCGGCUUUCGCAAUACAGAAGCAGAUUUCUUGAGUAGAUGGCAGCCGCCGGAGGAGUUGCAGCACGGAUUUGAGCUCUUGUACAGGUAUCGAUUUCCUGUGGCUCGCAUUUGGCAGUCGCAUCAUGAUGUGCGCCUUUUUCCCGCAGAUACAAAGCUGCUGUGGCAGCCCCCAUGA